AUGCCUAAAUCACGCUCGUCCUCAUCCUCAACUUCUACAACCGAUGUCCCGCCCGGUUAUCAUGCCGAUCCGUCCAAAGGACCCAUGUUGCGCUACCAAGCCUCUCUCCCCCGUCUCCCUGUCCCCACACUCUCGUCCACACUCGCAAAGUAUGUAGAAACUGUGCGCCCGCAUCUCACCGCGACCGAGCUCGCAAAAACCGAAGCCGUGGUCCAUUCCUUCGCAACAUCCCAGCAUGGCGCAGAGCUCCAGCGCAGGCUCGAAGCCCGUGCUGCUGACCCCAAUACGAAGAACUGGUUGGCGGACUGGUGGAACGACGCAGCGUACAUGGGAUACAGGGACUCUGUGGUGGUGAACGUGAGUUACUACUACGUUCACGUUGACGACAAGUCGAGACGUGACCCGGCCAAACGAGCGGCGAGCUUGAUCAAGGCAAUGUUACCAUUCCGUGAAUUGGUGGAAACUGAGCAAUUAGAGCCCGAGAAAGUGCGCGGCGCUCCGCUCUGUAUGGCAUCCUACAAGUGGCUCUUCCAUGCCUGCCGCUAUCCGGAAAUGCCAUCAGACACUGCUCGCAAAUUCGACCCGAGGACGCAUAAUCACGUCGUGUUCAUCAGGAAGAACCGUUUCUUUGAGGUACCCCUAACAAAUGCCGAUGGUACUGAAGUCAGUGCAGCGGAUCUAGAGGAACAGGUCCGAGAGAUCAUCAGAUUGGUCGGCGACAAAGAGGGUAUUCCAAUCGGGGCGUUGACGAGCGAGAACAGGGAUACUUGGACCCAGGCUCGGCAGCGCCUAGUGAGCGCAUCUGCGGACAACAAGGUGUCGUUAGAGCGCAUAGAGUCUGCGUUGAUGAUUGUGACGCUCGACGACACGAAGCCCAUCACGCGCGAGGAUAUCUCCUGGGCGUGCUGGGUGGGCAACGGACGAAACCGGUGGUACGACAAACAUCAACUGAUCGUCUUUGACAACGGACGGUCUGGAUUCCUUGGCGAACAUUCUUGUAUGGACGGCACACCGACUCUCCGACUCAACGAAUUUAUGCUAGCUUCGCUUGCCGCGAAUAAAGUCGACCUAGGUCCAUCAGAACCCUGCUCCUCGCUUCCAUCACCCAAAGAGCUCGGUUUCACGACGAAUGAUGCAAUUGUUUCCGACGUGCACAUCGCGGAGAAGCACUUUGACGAGCUGGUCGGCAAGCAUGAGAUGCAUGUGUUGCACUACGAGGGAUAUGGAAAAGCGGAAAUCAAGCGAUACAAGGUGUCGCCCGAUGCGUGGGUGCAAAUGAUCAAGCAGCUUGCUUUCCAUAAAUUCCAAGGACGCCCGGCGGUCACAUACGAGAGCACGCAGACGAGGAAGUUCCAGCUGGGACGAACGGAGGUUACGCGGAGUGCGAGCUCUGAGAGCAAGGCCUGGGUCGAAGCGAUGGCUGAUGCCAAGGUGUCGCAGGAUGAGCAGCGAGCGAACUUGUUUCGGAGGGCGAUAGCGAGGCACGUUCAGUAUGCAGCAUGGGCCGCUGAUGGCCAGGGCGUGGAUCGGCAUCUUUUCGGUCUGAAGAAGAUGGUGGGAGAGGGCGAGCCGGUGCCUGAGCUCUACAGUGACGAGGCGUUCUCGAGGACGAACCACUGGGAGCUGUCGACGUCGCAGCUGUCGUCGCCGUACAUCGAUGGAUGGGGCUACGGAGAAGUUGUUCCUGAUGGCUACGGGCUCUCGUACGCGAUUGGGGACGAGCACAUCCGGUGGACGAUUACAAGCGAGAGAGGGGACUCUGCGGUGUUGAAGCACUAUUUAGCAGAGGCGGCGACGGAGGUGCGGGGGCUGAUGGCGGCGGCAGAGAGCGGGCGGGCGAAGCUGUAG
Stereum hirsutum FP-91666 SS1 is the source of this 1848-nucleotide messenger RNA. RefSeq names its product acyltransferase ChoActase/COT/CPT. Gene Ontology annotation, cellular component: peroxisome; mitochondrion. Bases 1 to 1848 code for a protein of 615 amino acids. Gene Ontology annotation, biological process: carnitine metabolic process. Lineage: Eukaryota; Fungi; Basidiomycota; Agaricomycetes; Russulales; Stereaceae. The record is from RefSeq and is a predicted model, not a curated record. Gene Ontology annotation, molecular function: carnitine O-acetyltransferase activity. The transcript has 9 exons.